ACUCGACCGCCUGUCCGCGCCGUUGCCAGGGAACAAGGCAGGGGAGACUCCCCCGAGCAAACCCCUGCUACCGGACCCACUGGACCCCCGGAAGGCAGGCGGGGUCCUUCAGAGAACCCGCUGGGUCCCAGGAGAGAUGGGGAACAGCAGGAGCCGCGCGGAGCAGAAGUGUUACUCCCAGUUCCUUCCCGAGGAGCAGGCGGAGGUCGAUGCGCUGUUUGACACUCUGUCGUUGGACAAGGACAGCUCUGAGGCCUUGCCCAGGUCCUUCUCACUGCAGGCGCUGAAGAACCGCAUUGGGGAGGCUCUUCCCCCAGAGAUGGUCACCAGACUGUAUGACGGUAUGCAGAGAGUCCACCCGACUGGGAGGGCUCAGGGGCCCAGCAAGGGCGUCUCUCAGGAGCAGUUCACGGUGUCGCUGUCCCACCUGCUGAAGGGCAGCUCUGAGGAGAGGAGUCUCAUGAUUCUGAAGAUGAUUUCUGCCAAGGAAGGUCCCGUGAAAGCCAGAGACCUCCAGAAGUUCACAGAGGAUCUGGUUGGCUCUGUGGAGCAUGUGCUGGCCCACAGGCAGGAGCUGAAGGGCUGGACCCGGAAGAAGGCCCCCGGAACCCCCACCAGGGUACAGGCACUGGCUGCUCACCUGCUGUCUGAGAUGAAGCUUCCAGAUGGCAGCAGGCCGCUGGGGCCUCACUGGCUGGACCAUGCCUGUGACCGAGCCACGGUCGAGGACUGGGUGUUCAGGGUCCCCCUCGUGGCCACGUUCCUGAGAGUGGUCAUCCACCAAGGCUUCCCGGUCCUGUGUUCGUCCCUCGAUCUGGCCACGCUGGUGCCCGAGUGCCAGGUGGGCCCCGGGCGGGAGUUUGACAGCGUCCUGGACGUCCUGGCGGUCAUCUACCUCAACUCCCACCUGGCGCGGGAGCAGCGGCACCACUGGCACCUGCUCUUCUCCUCCCAGCUCCACGGGCAGAGCUUCUCGCAGCUGUGCGGGCACAUCACGCACCGGGGGCCCUGCCUCAUUCUCCUCGAGGACCAGGACGGACACGUGUUUGGUGGCUUUGCCUCCUGCCCCUGGGAGGUCAAGCCUCAGUUCCAAGGGGACGAGCGGUGCUUCCUGUUCUCCGUCUCCCCCAGCAUGGCCGUGUACCGGCACACGGGCUACAACGACCACUUCAUGUACCUGAACUGCGGGCAGCAGACCAUCCCGAACGGACUGGGCCUGGGAGGACAGCACGAUUACUUCGGGCUUUGGGUAGAUGCUGACUUCGGGAAGGGACACAGCAAGGCCAAGCCCACGUGCACCACGUACAACAGCCCGCAGCUGUCCUCCAAGGAGAACUUCCGCUUUGACAAGAUGGAGGUGUGGGCAGUGGGAGACCCCCCAGAGUCGCAGCUGGUCCAGGGCAAAAAGAGCAUCCUCGACGUUGAUCCUGAGGCCAGGGCCCUGCUGGAGAUCACUGGGCAGACUCGCCACAGUGAAGGGCUCCGUGAGGCCCCUGAGGACGACGCCUAGACGGCGGGGCUUCCAGAGCCUGGACACGGACAUCCCUGGUGCAGCGCCUACGGCCCUCCCCGGGGUGUGUGUGAGCCUCGGACCUCCCCUCUCCUGCCGGGCAACUCCAUGGAGCCCUGGACGGGCUUGACCAGAACACGCCGUGCCAAGAAGGUCCCUCUGCGGCCACAGAUAAGAUUUCUGGGAGAUGACCUCCCAACCUGAGUGUCAAAUUAGCAACUCAGUCUUAAAAGUUUGUUCAUUUCUCAUCUAUGAUAUCCAAAGACACAGA
Messenger RNA from Marmota flaviventris (yellow-bellied marmot), 1781 nucleotides. It is a transcript of the gene Meak7, whose product is annotated as MTOR associated protein, eak-7 homolog. Gene Ontology annotation, biological process: TOR signaling; response to oxidative stress. The record is from RefSeq and is a predicted model, not a curated record. NCBI's taxonomy places the organism in Eukaryota, Metazoa, Chordata, Mammalia, Rodentia, Sciuridae. Gene Ontology annotation, cellular component: nucleus.